UAAAAGCUCGAUAAUUCACACUUCAUUAAUUCGAAAUUACCGAUAAUUCGAAUCAGCCGCCAUGGUCCGGCCACGCUGCAUUGAGUUCUAUGUGUAAAUAUUCCUCUAAUUGGUUGGCAAAUUUGUUCCGCCACCGAUAAUUCGAACCAAGCGCCACCGUGCGGAGGUAUAGUAAACCGCAGUGAAGAGCUUUCCAAGCCAAGCGAUAGAUGGCGCGUCCGGCGCAGCGGCCGACCUAGCAACCCAGCUCGCCGGGCUGUCCUUGAGCUAGCAUCUCCGUCGUCUCCGGCUAGGCCUUUCCGCCUCGCUUAUUUUGUUUUUUUGCCGUUUCGCGAUGUCGACGUCGGUUCGCGGAAAGUACCGCGCCAAAACACUGAAGGAAAAAGUUGAAAUUCUUCGGGAGGUCGACGCCAAGAAUGCAAGCAAGCAAGAUAUCGCAAAGAAGUUCGGAAUUCCUCGAAGCACGUUGUCUACGUACAUCCGGAAUAAGAAGGCUAUCGUGGAUGCCUACGAGGUCGAAGCCUUCAGUGGCGACCGCAAAAGACUUCGCCCUGCCAAGUACCCGGAUUUAGAGAAAGCUUUGGUGACUUGGAUCAAAGAUAUGAGAAGUUUGAACCUUCCGCUAAGCGGCUCCGUCAUAAUGGCGAAGGCAGCCGACUUUGCACUGCGCUUGGAACACGACGACUUCGCCGCCUCCGAAGGGUGGUUUCACCGUUUUCGCGAGAGGCACGACCUUGUUUUUCGUGCAGUGUCUGGGGAAGGGCAAGAUACCAACAUGGAAACGUGCGCAACGUGGAAGAGUGGAGCGCUGCAAGACUACCUGCGCAGCUACUCGCCGUGUGACAUUUUUAAUGGGGACGAGACUGCCUUGUUUUUCAAACUCCUGCCAAACAAGACCAUCACCUACAAGGGGGAUAACUGCGCUGGCGGUAAGCGAAGCAAGGAACGCGUAACUGUCAUGCUUGCAGCCAACAUGACGGGGACGGAGAAGCUGCCUCUCUUUGUGAUAGGCAAAUCGGCAAAGCCUCGCUGCUUUAAAAACAUACGCUCUCUGCCCACCGACUAUGCGGCAAACAAGAAGGCUUGGAUGACCGGCGCGUUGUUUGAGCAGUGGCUCAGAAAGCUAGACAAAAAGUUUGAGCUGCGCAAUCGGCAAGUCUUGCUCCUUGUCGAUAACUGUUCGGCCCACAAUGUGGACAUUGAGCUGAAGGCCAUUCAGUUAGCUUUCCUACCACCCAACACGACCAGCAUGCUGCAGCCCAUGGACCAGGGCGUGAUUAAAAACAUGAAGACAUUUUAUAGACGCCACUUGCUCGAGCGCAUGAUUUUGUGCUCGGGAAACGAGAGCCCCUACAACAUCACGCUCCUUACUGCGAUGCACAUGCUUGUGCAUGCCUGGGAUCAGGUGACAGCGGCAACGAUCGCAAACUGCUUCCGUCACUGCGGUUUCGAUAUUGCAAGCUCAGAGGCGACAGCCGAUUCGACGGCCACGGCCGAUUCCGGACAGGACGGGGAAGACAUUCCGGCGAGUGUACGCCAGGCGCUGCAAGACGUCGAUUUCACGGAUUACGUCGAUGCAGACAAAAGCGCGAUGGUGUGUGGUGCCUUGACUGACGAGGAGAUAAUCGCGCAUGUCAGGGGCGGAGAACCCGCCAUGGAGGAUGAUGAUGGUGAAGAAGAAAACGAAGAAGCGCCUGUGCGUCCAUGCGCGUCGGAAGUCAUGGAGGCUCUCGACGUUGUCCGUCGCUUCUUUAGCUUUGAAGAAGACGGAGAAGAUGCUUUCCGCCACGUUCAAGCUCUUGAAGGAAAAGUUAUGACAGCUGUUUUCUUUAAAAAAAAGCAGAAAAAGAUAAGCGACUUCUUUGCUCAAUAAAGAUGGCGGCCCCGAGCGGUUAUGCGGCCUCUAGAUUCCAAACGUGACCGCAAUUCUUUGACUUUCGUUAGUUCGAAUUUCUUUUAAUUCGAAUUUGUUUUGCGUCCCCGUGAAAUUCGAAUUAACGAGCUUUUA
Messenger RNA from Ixodes scapularis (black-legged tick), 2008 nucleotides. Its product is annotated as tigger transposable element-derived protein 6-like. NCBI's taxonomy places the organism in Eukaryota, Metazoa, Arthropoda, Arachnida, Ixodida, Ixodidae. Gene Ontology annotation, molecular function: DNA binding. The record is from RefSeq and is a predicted model, not a curated record. The transcript has a single exon. Bases 335 to 1873 code for a protein of 512 amino acids. Gene Ontology annotation, cellular component: nucleus.